UUAUUUUUCUCUCUCUUUCUUUAUAUAAAUAUAAUUCACAAAUCUAUAUUUUUGUCUAUCUUAAACCCUUAUUUCUAUCUUAUUUUAUUCUUUAAGCCAAAUCUUGACUAAAUUUCAUCCAAAAAAUUUUAGGUGCAUUUUCAUUAAAACAUAGAUCUCGGAGGAUUACUAGGCAAGUAGGGGCGUUUUUUGUUCGCUUACAGAAAAUAACACGACUUAACCUUUAGCUCAAAUUUAUCUUCAGUUUAAUCGGCUUCUUUUGAUCAAAUAUUUCGGUGGAUGUAAUUUACGGAAUUGAUUGAUUCUGGGUUGUUUUGGAUUUGAGAAAUCAUAUUGCGUUGAUUCAUUAGCUUGCUAAAUGGUCCGAGGUUGAAGUUUAGGUUUUAUCUGGAGAUGAGUUAGUUAUUUGGAUUUAAAAUAAUGGCUGGAAGUACGAAGUUUGAAUUGAGUUCUGUGAGUCCAGACGACUCUGGCUUCUCAGGGAACUAUAUUAAUGGACAACGGAGUAACUAUGCAAGUCCUAGUUUGGAUAGGUCUGGAAGCUUUCGUGAGGGAAGUGAGGCUAGGAGUUUCAGCUCUGGACCUGGCACAUCAAAGAUGAAUGUUGCGCAUGCUACUGAUCUUCCACCAUUGUCGCAGUGUUUGAAUCUUGAGCCCAUUAAUAUGGUAGAUCUGAAAAAUAAGCGACCAGUUGAAUUGAGGAGGGCAUUAGAUUCUUCCUUCGGCAAUGUCUCUGAAGAUAAUUCGUUUGGAGCCCUUCAUUCGAAGCCUCCUUCGACUUUGGCUAUAGAAGAAAUAAAACGGCUUAAAGAAGUUGUUUGUGAUGGUUCUGUAAAGGCCAGGAAUAGAAUAAAAAGAUGGGAUGAUUCAUUAAAUAAACUGGGCAAAUAUGUUGAAGCCUUGAGCUCAAGGAAGCAUCUAACAAAUGAAAGAUCCAGUGGUUCAAACUUGCCAAAGAUGGGAACUCAGUCCCAUCGAAACUCAUCAGACCUUGCAACUCAAAAGUUAGAGGAAAGAAAUAAGAAUCUUGUUCCCAAUAAGCGUGCUCGUACACCCAUGGGAGACUUGCGGGCGGAGGGACGGAGCAAUGGAGUUCCUAGGCAAGCCCUGGUAAAGGAUAAAGAUGGAGCUAGAGAGGGUGGUUCUGACCUUGGUGAAGAAAAAAUUCGUAGACUGCCUGCUGUUGGGGAGGGAUGGGACAGAAAAAUGAAAAGGAAACGUUCUGUAAGUAGUGUUUUUCCUAGGUCAGUUGAUGGUGAUGGAGAAAUUAAGAGGACCAUGCAUGGUAGACUAAGCAAUGACUCUGGAAUUCACUCUUCAGAUGCUCAUGGCUUCAGGUUAAAUAUGCGUGAAGAUCCUCAUGUGCUUAGCUCUGGUUCUGUUACGAAGGGCAAAGCUUCAAGGGCUCACAGAAUUGGUUCUGCAUCUGUAGGAAACUCAUCUCCUUGCUUCUCACGGAUGUCUUCCACAAUAGAAGACUGGGAGCAACCUUUAGUUGGGAACAAAGUUCAUUCCUUGGCAGGAGGUAACAAUCGUAAACGCCCCCUACCCACUGAUUCUUCAUCUCCUCCAAUGGCUCAAUGGGUGGGGCAGAGGCCUCAUAAAAUUUCCCGUAAUCGGAGAACAAACAUUGUAUCUCCUACUUCAAAUCAUGAUGAUGCACAACUAUCUUCUGAAGGAUGCACUCCAACUGAUUCUAGCUCCAGAUUACCUGGUUCUAUAAAUGGGGCAAUUCCUCUUAGAAAUAUAAUGAGUAGCUCACAGCAAUUAAAGGCAAAAUUAGACAAUGCAUCCUCUCCAGCAAGAUUAUCUGAAAGUGAGGAGAUUUGUGCUUCCGAUAACAGGCUUAAAGAUAAGGAUCUUGGAGGUUUUGAGUUGGAUGACAAAAGUUUGAAUGGUCAUCAGCAUAUCAGUCCUGGAACGUUCACAAAGAAGAACAAAUUGCUUGUGAAGGAUGAACUUGGUGAUGGUGUACGUAGACAGGGUCGUAGUGGGAGGGGUUCUUCGUUUCUAAAGGGUAGCAUAUCCCCAUUAAGGGAGAAGCUGGAGAAUCCAGUUAUGGUAAAGCCUGUUAGGAAUGCUAGACCUGGAUCUGAGAAGAAUGGAAGUAAGUCUGGCCGUCCUCCUCUUAAAAAGCAUUCGGAUCGAAAGGGUUUUACUCGUCUUGGACCACUUUCAAAUAGUAGUUCUCCAGAUUUCACAGGUGAGUCGGAUGAUGAUCGUGAAGAACUCUUGGCAGCAGCACAGUUUGCUUGCUACUCCAGUUAUAAAGGUUGUUCUUCUUCAUUUUGGAAAAGAAUGGAACCACUUUUUUGUGUUACAGUAGAGGACAAAUCCUUUUUGGAAGAUCAGUUGAAAGCUGUGGAGGAUGAUCAUCUAAAUAAAAGUGAGAUGCCUGGCCUGGGUGAUAACCAUCUGAGUCAAGUUUCUCAAAAUAAACAUUCUCAGAUACCAAGUUUUGUUUCUGGUGAAAAUAAGAUAUGCAUCCUAGACAAUGGAUUGACAGAGUCAGCUAAGACUGGAGACCUUGUCAACCACUUUCUGGAUAAGAAUUAUUCUUGUGACGGAUUAGACUCCAAAAAAGGGCUUAACAGCCUUGCCCCAUUGUACCAGAGAGUCCUCUCUGCUCUCAUUGUUGAAGACGAAUUUGAAGAGAACUCUUUUAUAAGCAAUGGUGAUUUUGUAGCUCAUAGGGACAAUCCAUGUAUGGAAGACAGAAUUUCUUGUAAUGGCAAUGCUAGUCAUAGAAGAUUCUCAACCAUUCAAGUUCCUACGGAUGAGGAAAUCAAGGAAGUUAAUUAUGGCCUUAAAUAUUCUGUUGGUCAAGCUGGACCUGUGAACUACCAUAAUGAUACAAAUGGAUCUCUAGCUAUUUACACGAAUGCUUUCGUGAAUUCUUUUGAGUUUGAGUAUGAUCAGAAAUGUGUGGAUGAAAAGCUGCUGCUUGAACUUCAAAGUGUUGGCUUAUAUCCAGAGACUGUGCCUGAUUUAGCAGAGGGAGAAGACGAUUCGAUUAGUUCAGAGAUAAUCCAACUAAGAAAGCAACUUACCCAGCAGGCCGGAAAAAAGAAGGCAAUCGUGGAAAAUUUACGCAAAGUUGUAGAAGACACCAAGGAGGUUGAAGCUCGGGACCUUGAGCAGAUUGCGAUGAAUAGGCUGAUUGAGUUGGCUUACAAAAAGCUUCUGGCAACACGUGGUAGUAGCGCUGCUAGAAAUGGAAUCAGUAAGAUCCCCAGACACAUGGCUUUGGCCUUUAUUAGAAGAACCUUGGCUAGGUGUCGAAAAUUUAAAGAUACAGGGAAGAGUUGUUUCACCGAGCCUGCUCUUCGAGAUGUACUUCUUGCAAACCCUAGCAGUAACUUAGGAGCUGUAAGUGGUAUUCAAGCUGAACAGAAAAUGCGACUGGACUCCAGAGCUUCAGGAGCAAAUGUUACUGGUCACGAGCAACUCGAUCACCUAAAUUGUAAAUCAGAUAGGAGUCCAUUUGAUGCACACGAAGGUCUAGACCGUGCUUUCGCGAAGAAUGGACCUAUACUAAACAGAGGCAAAAAGAAGGAAGUGCUGCUUGAUGAUGUUGGUAUAAGUGCUGCCAUAAGAUCGACAAGUCUUGGGUCAGCUCUUUUGGGAGCUGCAAAGGGUAAGAGGAGCGAAAGAGAUUCCAGUGCCAAAGCUGGGCGCCCCUCAAUAUCCAAUUUACGUGGUGAAAGAAAAAGGAAAUCAAAACCAAAGCAAAAGGCUGCACAGUUGUCGACACAUCCAGUUCAACCUUCUGCUAACGUUUCAAGCGAGUUGGUUCCUAAUAAUACUAGUAGGAAACGAGAAGGACUGAUUUCUCCGGGAAACAUCCUCGACUCAUCCAAGGAAUGCGACGAUGUAUUGGACUUAAGUUCUUUGCCAUUAAGUGAAUUAGACUCGAUUGGAGAACUAAACGUAGGCAACGGAGAUCUGAGUUCUUGGUUGAAUUUUGACGAAGAUGGUUUGCAAGAUCACGAUUCCGUGGGUCUCGAAAUACCGAUGGAUGACCUCUCAGAUUUAAAUAUGAUUCUAUGAGGAAUGAGUAAUGGGGAUUGAGGAGGAUACAAGUAAACACUGUACAGUUCUAGCUUAUUUUGAUUAUAAUCUUUUAAUUGCCGAAAAGAAGCCAGUCCAGGUCAAGCUGUAUAAAUCAAGCCUCAGGAAAAGCAGCUCUUGUGAAUAAUGCCCAUUCUUUUUAUAUACUUAGGUUUAGUUAGCCCCAAAUUUUUAUGUGAUUUACAUAGUUUCAUCUGUAACUAAUCACAGUUUUCACUAAUAUCAAUCAUUAAUUAAAUCUUUUUCCACUUCCAUGUC
Messenger RNA from Amaranthus tricolor (Joseph's coat), 4329 nucleotides. RefSeq lists its product as uncharacterized. NCBI's taxonomy places the organism in Eukaryota, Viridiplantae, Streptophyta, Magnoliopsida, Caryophyllales, Amaranthaceae. The record is from RefSeq and is a predicted model, not a curated record. The coding region runs from base 421 to 4050 and encodes 1209 amino acids. The transcript is spliced from 15 exons.